Messenger RNA from Mycena indigotica, 3984 nucleotides. RefSeq lists its product as uncharacterized. The record is from RefSeq and is a predicted model, not a curated record. NCBI's taxonomy places the organism in Eukaryota, Fungi, Basidiomycota, Agaricomycetes, Agaricales, Mycenaceae. The transcript is spliced from 8 exons. The coding region runs from base 1 to 3984 and encodes 1327 amino acids. Gene Ontology annotation, molecular function: protein binding.
AUGGACACCGACGAGCACGAGCACGACGACGAGCGCGGCGGGGAGCGGGGCGGGGCGGGGGAGAGAAGGCCGGCGUGGCAGACGGAGGAGCUGGGGGAGGAGUGGGUCGACGUGGAGCCUGAGGAGGGCGAUGGGGACGGGGAAGAGGGAGAAGAUGGGGAGAGCGGGGAGGGGACGCGGUCUGUGUCGCUGACGGAGCCGCUGCCGAGCCACAUCGUGAGCAGCACAGACAGCCCGGGCGGCGGGGGCACGGCGCCGUUCGGGGUGGGGACGUUCCUGGUGCGGGAGGACCGGGCGCCGGCGGUGCUGCCCAAGACGCCCGGGCGCGGGCGGAGCGCCGGGAUGAAGGACUUCUUCAGCCCGCUGCCGCUGGAGCGCAUGUUCGAGCCGCCUACCCCGCCGCUGCCGCCCGUCCCGAUGCCACCCGUCAGCGAGGAGGGGAGCAGCGGGGAGGAGGUGCUGGAGACGGAUCUGCCGAUGGUGUCCUUCCACGGCCACGGGAGAAGGAGGAGCCUGGACUGCCGCUUCACCCACCCCAGCAACAACCAUGGGAACAAUGGGCCAGCGACGGACCCGCGCCUGCGGCUGUUCCAGUUCACGUACGACACCUUCACGCGCGAGCACCUCUCCGCGCUCGCCGACUCCAUCGCGGUCAACACCCCCUCCGGGCCCGCCGCCCCCCGCCUCGCGCCCGUCUCCGAGGACAGCCCGAGUUUCUCCGACCUGCGCAGCACGAAGCGCGUCAAGCUCAGCCCGCCGGGCGAGUACGGCCACGUGUAUGGGGAAGGGGCGGGCGCGAACGCGAGCAUCGCAAGACCACGGGUGCUGGGGAAGGCGUAUGUCGGCGAGUCGCGCUCGCUGAUGGAGAAGAUCCGGCAGGCGCGCGACUUCUCGACGGUGUCGACGGUGGUGAGCGAGGCGAAUGAGGAGAGCAAAUAUAGUGCUUUAGAACAACUACGACGACCAUCGCUAUUGACGGUGCCCGAUAAGGACAACAACAACAAAACUAGCCCCACUACUACGACUACUACUACUACGAAUACCCCCACACCCACGCCCGCGCCGUACUCGUCGUCGACCUACCGCCAGCAGGCCGCGGCGCUGAUGGCGCAGAUCAAGAGCGACAUGAAGGGCACGAAGCGCAUCUUCUCGGGCGACACCGACGCGGACGUGUCGCGCGUCACCGCCGAAGUGUCGUUUGACAAGGAGAACUUCACGCCGCGGCACGCGCGCAGGGUGUCGUCGUCGUCGAAGACCAGGGCGAGUCCGCGGCGCGGCGGGAGGGAGGGCAAGGAGGCGCUCCUCGCCGCGGAGAUGGCGCGGCUGGACAUCGCGAGGCGGCGGCAGGCGGCGUUCGUGCCCGCGCAGCCCGUCAGCAUCGUCGUGCAGCCCGCGCUGCUCGGGCCCCCCGGACACGCGCCGCCCGGCGGACACGUGACGGGCGGCGGACCGGGCGCGCACGUGCAGGAGGACCUGCGCCGCUUUGUGUCGAGCAGCACGGCGUCGGGGACGGGCACGGAGACGGGGACGACGCUGACGGCGGGGAGCUACGUGAAGCACGCGGGCCCGCCUGUGCCGCCUGCCAUUGCGAAGCACGCGGGGAUUAGGACGAUCGCGCCGGGGGACGUGCCGGUGCUGCCCGAGCGGAUGGGGGACAUGUGGUUUGACCGGGGGAUGAUGCGGUGGGUAAGGAGCGUGCAGGCGGCGGGCGGCGGGGAGGGCGGGGAGGGGGCGCAGGAGGGGGAGAGCGAGGAUGUGUUUGGGGAUAUCGAGAGUUUAAGGGAUAGUCGGGACGACGAGGAGGGGGACGAGGGGGAGGAGGGGAUGACGAGCUUCGAGACGGACGGGGGGGUCGUGCCGGUGAUGACGGGGGUCGGGAGUAUCAGGGCAGGGGAGGGGGACGAGACGACGGACUCGGAGGACGUGAACGAUGCGGUUGAUGGCGGGCUGUUGGCGGACUAUGCGCAGGAGGGCGAGUCUGGGUCUGGGUCUGAGGAAGGGGAGGAGGACACGCAGCGCCCCGCUCUGCACCACCACCAGCCACAGGCGGACGAGUCGGUCACGGGCGCGUUCCUCCCGCCGCCGGUCGUGCUGCGGACCUUCUCCCCGCCGGCGUCGGCGACCAAAACUCCGGCGAAGUCGGCGCUGAAGACGCCGGGCGCGUCCACGCCGGGGCCUGCGUUCACCCCCGGCCCGGCGAACAGGGAGCGGGACAGGUACACGACCCCGCAGCAGCAGCCGGCCCGACGCGCGCAUAGACGGUCGGUGAGCUUCUCGGACGGGAAGCGGGACGGGCCGAUCCGGGGGCUGGUGGAGAGCAGCAGUGUGGGUGGAGGAGGGCAGCCGAGUGUGCGGAGUAAAAGGAUCGCGGCGAUGUUCGUGGGCGCGGAGGAUUCCGAGGAGGAGGAGGAGGACGAGCAUCACGACGAAGACGACGAUGUCCAAGACAACGCAGACGACAACGAAGACGCGUCGGGGGUGUCCACCAGCACGCCGCGGCGCGCGUUCUCGCGGACACAUGCCCAGCGGGCCGACGCGCUCCCGCACGGGACGUUCCUCACCGAGUGCUCGUUCGGCGUCGCGCACGACCGGCUCGUCGCGGUGCUCACGGACGUGGAGCCGUUCGAGCCGCACUGGGAGGCGCUCCCCGCGCUCGACCUCGCCGGCAAGGGGCUCGAGAGCGUGGCAAGGCUGAAGGAGUUCGUGCCCGGGCUGGACGCGCUUAACCUGAACGGGAACGCGCUGGCGUGGCUGAGCGGCGUGCCGGGCGGGGUCAGGACGCUGGCCGUCGCGUCGAACAGGCUGACGGGCGUGACGUCGUACAGCCAUCUGCUGAACCUGGAGAACUUGGACAUCAGCCGGAACGAGGUGGAGUCACUGAGCCAGCUGGCGUGUCUGCGGCACCUCCGGGAACUGCGCGCGGACGGGAACGGGGUGCGCAGUCUGGAGGGCCUCGAGGGCCUCGACGGGCUCGUGAAGCUGUCGCUCGCGAAGAACAAGCUGCGCGCGCUCGACGUGCGCGCGGCGCGGGUGAGGUGGACGCGGCUGGAGGUGCUCGACGUGAGCGGGAACGCGCUGAGAAGGGUCGCGGGGCUGGGCGGCCUGCAGGCGCUCGUGGUGCUGAACCUGGAGGACAACGAGCUGGGCGCUUUGGACGUCGCGGAGGGCGGGCCUGGGAUGGGCAGGCUGCGGGUGCUCAGGGCGUCGGGGAACCGGAUCGCGCCCGGGGCGCUCGGCGUGGCGGGCCUGGGCGGGCUGCGGACGCUGUAUGUCGACGGGAACGCGCUGAGGGGCGACGAGCUGCUGGGAGAUGGGGGCGGAAGGCCGUUGAGGAGCUUGGAGAACCUGAGCAUCCGGAGCCAGCGCGGCGGGGCGCUCAGGAUGGACGUCGGGGCCGUACGGGACGCGAAGCGGCUGUAUCUCAGCGGAAACACGCUGCCGGCGACGUUCCUGUCGACGCCGUGCUACAACCUGGUGUACCUCGAGGCCGCGCGCUGCGGGCUGACGGCGCUGCCGCGCGACCUCGCGGCGCUCGCGCCGAACCUGCGCGCGCUGAACCUGAACUACAACUUCCUCGGCGAGCUCGCGCCGCUCGUGGGGCUGACGCGGCUGCGCAAGCUGAGCGUCGUGGGCGCGAGGCUGAAGGAGACGAAGGAGGUGAUCAGGGCGGUGCGCGGGCUGCCGGCGGUGGAGGUGCUUGAUUUCCGGAUGAACCCGUGCACGCUGGGGUGGUACCUCCCCCUGCUCCUCGACACGCACGCUUCCGACCCGGACGAAAAAGGACAAGAGAACGGACAGGACACGUGGGCGGAGCGCGACGCGCGGUUCCGGCGGGGGCUGCCGGACGCGGCGUACGUGGGGCGGCUCGCGUACCGGGGGCUCGUGAUGCGCGCGGCGGGCGCGCUGCGCGUGCUCGACGGCGUGCCGGCCGCGGCGAAGGAGCGCGCGAAGAGCGAGGCGGUGCUCGGGCUCAUGCGCGCGUGA